Hypomesus transpacificus is the source of this 633-nucleotide messenger RNA. RefSeq names its product B9 domain containing 2 (gene b9d2). Lineage: Eukaryota; Metazoa; Chordata; Actinopteri; Osmeriformes; Osmeridae. Gene Ontology annotation, cellular component: MKS complex. The record is from RefSeq and is a predicted model, not a curated record. Gene Ontology annotation, biological process: cilium assembly. The transcript is spliced from 4 exons. The coding region runs from base 93 to 620 and encodes 175 amino acids.
UCCUGUUAGGUUGUCAAGGAAAUGAGGAUCAUUGAUGGUGGCUUUGUAGCUAAUCUGAGUGAACAUUUGAGGGGAAAGGAGCCGGACUAGUGAUGGCAGAGCUACACAUUAUCGGUCAGAUCGUCGGGGCCAGCGGCUUCCCUCAGUCUAGCCUGUUCUGCAAAUGGGGAGUUCACACAGGAGGGGCUUGGAGGCUUCUCUCUGGCCUGAAGGAGGGUCAAACUCAGGUGGACCUACCUCAAGCAGGAGAUAUGGCCUACUGGAGUCAUCCCAUUGACCUACACUACACCACCAAAGGACUUCAAGGGUGGCCCAAGCUUCACCUGCAGGUGUGGCACCAGGACUCGUUCGGGCGCUGCCAGCUGUAUGGGUACGGUUACUGCCACGUGCCCUCCAGCCCGGGGCACCACCAGGUGCGCUGCGUGACCUGGAGGCCCCAGGGCACCUGGCAGGAGCAGCUGAGCCAGGCCAUCGUGGGGGGAGGCCCCCAGCUCCGCUCCCCAGACCUGGUGUACAGCGGGGCGGACAGGUACAGGCUGCACACGGUGGCCAUGGGGACUGUCGAGCUGGAGCUUGGCGUUAUCAUGCGGCACUUUGAGAGGUACGGCGUGGAGAGCUGAGACCGGCGAAGGG